UCGGAGACACCGGAGGGAGCGGAUCGUUGAUGUGGCUUCGCGCGGGGAUUAUAUGCAAACCGGACAUAUUCUGCACAUGAGAGGGGCAAAUAGACGUAAAUAUAUUAAUAGAGGGGAGGGGCAACUCCAUGGGACCUUCUCCUAUUUGUUCUGCACAAGUUCCUGGGACAUGAGGACCUGUCAGCAAUGAAUGAGCCUUUACCCGUUGGCUUGUGUGGUACAUCGCUCGUUUUAUUUUAUAGCGAAGGGAUGUUUGGAAGGUGUAGUUGAGGGGAGAUUUUGGAUUUUUUUUUUGGUCAUCUACACCCCUCUUCUUGUAACCCUUUACUAAUAUGGCCAAACAUUCCCAAGGAGGGUCUGUGGAAGAUCUCGGCAAGAUCUCUGAUGAGGAGCUGCUGAGAUGGAGCAAGGAGGACAUUGUGAAGCGGUUGAGGAAAGUGGAGACGGAGAAGAUUAAUCUGAUGGUGGAACACGGGAAUCUGAUGAAAGAUGUGAACAGGAGGCUGCAGGUCCAUCUGCACGAGAUCAGGGGCUUGAAGGAGGUCAACCAAAAACUUCAGGAUGAUAACCAGGAGCUGAGGGAACUCUGCUGCUUCCUGGAUGAUGACAGGCAAAAGGGCAAGAAAUUGUCCAGGGAAUGGCAGAGGUUUGGUAGACACACUGCCAGUGUCUUGUGGAAGGAGGUUGCAGCUUAUCAGCAGAAGCUGAAGGAGCUGGAGAUGAAGCAGGAGUCCCUCCUGAGGGACAACCUGGAACUCAAGGAGAUAGUCCUUAUGAUGGACGAGGAGAGGAAUGGACCUGGGUCUAGGAGUUCCAUAGACAGCCAGGCCAGUUUGACCAAUUUGAAUGGGGGAUCUGGCACCAGGGAUGUAGGUGAUGGGAGUAGCACCUCCAGCACUGGGAGUGUAGGCAGUCCUGACCACAAUCAUCAUCAUCAUCAUCCUCCUCACCCCAAACCAUUGGAGAACAAAGCUGGAACUAUAAGAAGAUCAGCCGAUGACCUCUCCACCCCACCCCACCACAGAAGCAUCCCAAAUGGUCUGAAUGAUUCUUCUCCCGGCUACAUCAGGCAGUUGGAAACUAAAGUCAAACUUCUCGAAGACGACAGCAAACAUUUAACUCAGCACUCGAGCCACGGCGAGUUGAGGACGUUAAGAAAAGGCUUAUCUCCGUAUCACUCGGAAUCCCAGCUGUCGCCCGCACCCCACUACCAGGAGCCCGUGCAGAACGGCUCAGCACGCAUAGCCCCCGACAUUUCAUCCACAUCUCCUGCUGGAUAUGUCUCCAUGGCACAGAAACCAGAGGCUGUUGUGCAUGCAAUGAAGGUUCUUGAAGUCCAUGAAAAUCUGGACAGGCAGGCUCCUGAUAGCUACGAGGAGGACCUCAGUGAGAAGGAGAAGGCAAUCGUUCGAGAAAUGUGCAACGUCGUGUGGCGAAAGUUGGGCGACGCGGCAAAUUCUAAGCCAUCCAUCCGGCAGCACCUCUCUGGAAACCAGUUCAAAGGACCCUUGUAGUGAAGAAAUAAAGCGAAGACGUGAGCUGGGAGUCCGGCGUAGGGCGAACUGUGACCAUUGUAAAUACGGAGGCUCCGGCGAUUACCUUGUACAUAUGUUUAAUCAUCGCGUUACAGGAAUAUUUUCUAUUGUAGUUCACUUACUGUACAGGCUGUGUAGAUAAAAAUAGGAAUAAAACACUAACCCGAGGAUUCGUUAUAAAAUGUUUAUGGACUUUUACAUUUGUCUAAAAAGAAUAUUAACACUUAAAAAUCAGGACA
This is a messenger RNA of Spea bombifrons (plains spadefoot toad), 1774 nucleotides long. It is a transcript of the gene CCDC85C, whose product is annotated as coiled-coil domain containing 85C. Lineage: Eukaryota; Metazoa; Chordata; Amphibia; Anura; Pelobatidae. Gene Ontology annotation, cellular component: apical junction complex. The transcript has 6 exons. The record is from RefSeq and is a predicted model, not a curated record. Bases 333 to 1514 code for a protein of 393 amino acids.